Hemicordylus capensis (graceful crag lizard) is the source of this 3778-nucleotide messenger RNA. RefSeq names its product adaptor related protein complex 1 associated regulatory protein (gene AP1AR). The record is from RefSeq and is a predicted model, not a curated record. The transcript has 10 exons. Gene Ontology annotation, biological process: negative regulation of cell motility; negative regulation of substrate adhesion-dependent cell spreading; regulation of Arp2/3 complex-mediated actin nucleation. Bases 84 to 995 code for a protein of 303 amino acids. Lineage: Eukaryota; Metazoa; Chordata; Lepidosauria; Squamata; Cordylidae. Gene Ontology annotation, molecular function: AP-1 adaptor complex binding.
UGACUAAGGAACGUCACACGCUCCCGCGCGCACGCACGCACGCACUCGCCUCUCUUUCCCUUCCCCCCCGCCCUCAGCAUGCCAUGGGGAACAGCUGGGCGGCGCAGUGGUGCUGCUGGCUCUUCCCGAGGCGGGAAGCGGGACGGAGCCAACGAGGAGGAGGCGGAUCAAAAUACUUCAGAACAUGUUCAACAGGAGAACAUUUCACUAUAGAGUUUGAGAACCUAGUGGAAAGUGAUGAGGGUGAAAGUCCAGGAAGCAGCCAAAGACCUUUGACUGAAGAAGAAAUUGAAGAUCUAAGAGCAAGGCAUUACAAUUCCAUUGCUGAAAAACAAAGAACUUUAGAUGAUAAACUUCUGUCAGAGUUAGCCAUACAAGAGGAGAAGUUAAGAAUAGAAGAGGAGACUUUAUAUGCUGCACAACGAGAAGCAGCCAGGGCAGCAAAGCAGAGAAAGCUCUUGGAGCAACAAAGGUUGCAGAGGAUAACUCAAAGAGCAAAAUCAGCAAACAGUGGAGAUAAUCAAAGCUCAGUGACAGAGGAGGAUUUCGAUUCUCAUUUGAGAAAUGUAAAACUACAGUAUGACGCUUUUCGGAGUAGCAGGCUCUCAUCAGAUGCUACUGUUCUGACGCCAAACACAGAAAGCAGUUGUGACUUAAUGACCAAAACCAAAUCAACAAGUGGAAAUGAUGAUAGUAAUUCCUUAGAUUUAGAGUGGGAAGAUGAAGAAGGUAUGAACAGAAUGAUCCCGUUACGAGAGCGUUCAAAAACUGAAGAGGAUAUACUCCGGGCAGCCCUAAAAUUUAGUGGCAAGAAAACUGGAAGUAACCCAACUUCAGCCUCUGAUGACUCUAAUGGUUUGGAAUGGGAGAAUGAUUUUGUUAGUGCUGAAAUGGAUGAUAACGGCAACUCGGAGUAUGCUGGAUUUGUAAAUCCUGUCUUAGAACUGUCUGAUUCAGACAAAAAGACAUUUGGUGCUGAUCAACAAGAUAGAUAAUGAAAUCAUGCAGCUCUUUACUACCUGACCAAAUGGUUGAAGUUGGACAAAACGUAUAAAUCUGUAUUGUGCACAAUCCCCUAUCAUUGCUGCUGAACAGCCUCCUUCAAGGAAGUUCCCCAGUGAAAGUAUUCGGUGAACUGAGCUCCAGAUUUCUUUUAGAAAAAGGAAACCGUGUAAUUUAUGUCAGUUAAAGAAUGAGUAUGGUUUGCUAUCUGAAUUCAGAUUUUUAAGUGCAAUUUUAUCAUCUACCUUUAAAAAUUUUAUGAAAAUACUUCAGUGAUUAUGUUGUGUCUUCUUGGGUUUUGGUAUACAUUUGUCUGCACUAAUUAAAACAUCACAGCUUGAUAUUCUAAUCAACCAUCUUAUUCUACAGCUGUAUUUCUGAUUUCCUCAAAUAUUGACAUUAGUGUAAUAGUUAACACCUUUAAUACUUGAAUCAUGAAACUAUAGUGCAGUUUUAUAACUUCCUCUCUUCUGUUUGAUUUGUUCUGAAAAUAAUAGUGAAAUUUUUCAUGUGGAUCUAUCCCUUUCAAUUUAUUUAUUGACUUUACAAAAAUAUUCAGACUCAAGCACAAUGGAUCCUGCACCUAAAGAGAAGUGCUAAAAAAUUCUUUUAAGAGAAAUGUGUGCAGUAAUAAAUAGAGAAGUAUAACUUUUUGAAGGCAUCUGCAUUAUUUAAAACACUGGAAGCUUAAAUUCAGGUAUUUGGAAACAAAACUUUAUAGAGAACCAAAAUAAAGGUUCUAUUUUUUCCACAACUUGAAAUGUCAAAUGCUGCUAAUAUAUUUUGUUGCAUUUUUUAAGUUGUACAAAAUUAAUUUUCUUUGGCAGUUACUAUUUUAAUUAUAGCUGAUUAUAGUGGACGCUCAGAAAACAGUCCGCUUUGAAGUGAGGGAAAACACACAAAUACUUUCUGUGACUGUUUGUAUUAUUUCUGUGCCUGGAAUUCCAAUCCAAAGCUCUUUCCCAGGUGUUGUGAGGUUGCAUUUAUGUAAACAAGACUAGUUAUUAAAAAGCGGUUAUUUGAUCCAGGCUUAAUUGCUGGUGUUUUUCUGAAUAAUGAUUAUUUUGCCCAAAUAUUUAAUUUUUCUUACAAAGGGUCUUGUAGAUUUUCAUUCUCAAUAAAAGUUCCUGAGUGUCAGUGAAUUCUUCUGGCACUUGUGAGACUACAGAAAAGCCUAGGUAUUCUCCUGUGAAACUAGUUUUUGUUUGUUUGUUUUUCCCUGAAAGGAAAGCUACUUUGAAGUGGAGCUUGCUCGUUCAUAAUGUACAUUAAGUCUACCACAUAGACUCUGGAUUUCAUAGGAAACUUCAAUAUUGCAGAGUUAGAUUGGGGUGCAAGACUACUUGCUUUGCAUUAUUGCCCCCUUGGUGAGUUGCUGGGCUGCAUGCUUUCCUGCUCUCCUACUGUGGGGUCUUCUCCUUUCUAGCCCCCUAGAAGGAAAGCAGAGGUUCCUUGCAGUGGGCAUCUAAGAUGAAACUGUGCAGACAUGCUCAAUGCUCCCUGGCAGCAGCUGCUACAGCGGCAGGAAUUUAUAGCAGCACACAAUAUUAAAGGAUGGGCAUACAGAGCUUUAGGAGCAGCCUUAGCUUUGCUAUCAGUGGCAGCAUUAUGAUCAAUGGCUGAAACAAAAAACCUAAUGAUGGCAGCAUUUACUCUCCUUAGAUUCAUUGAAGCUAUUCACACGUGUGCCAAAAACUGGGCUAAGGAAGCCCAGCCCAGUUUUCGGUGUGCAUGUGUUCCAGCAGGAGCUGUGCGGCUCCUGGUGGUGUGGCGGCAGCAAGCCUGCGUAGCCCAGGUUUUGGGUGCGAGGGUGUCCAAAAACUGGGUUAAAUGCCAGCAUUGUGUAGCACCUACACACGAGUAGCCUCCUGACCGGUGCUGGGAGGCUCCCCACAAUGCACCAUGCAUUUGCACAAUGCAUUAUGGAAGUUCCAGAGGCCUCCUGGCCCCCAAACCACCCUUCUAUUGGCAGAAGCCAGCAAUCAUCUGGGCAGCCGAUCAUCUGUGGGGGAGAUAAACUUUUUCACGGCUUCCUCCCCUCGCCCCAUUCAAGGGGCAUUUGAAUGAACCCAUCUGAGCCCAUUUUCCAGUCGUGAGAAUGGGCUCAUUCUCUGCAUCUGCCCUCCACUGUCCUAUAAUAGGCCGUCAUUACUGGUAUUUUAUGAUUUGUUAGCUCAUUCCUCUCUUUCUCUCACAAGCCCUAUUCACAUUAUGUUCCACAAGUACAAUGUGUACACUAUACAUAGUGUAUACAUUGUACAUACACACAGAGAUCUGUACGCAGUUAUUAACAUGUUAUGUUCACACAGUUUCCUAUCUGUAUCCUGCAUUUAAGGGGGCCUGUAUCCAGGUUCACUUUUAAAAUGAAUGCAUGUAUAGUAAUUUGCACAGACACCUGUAAGCAGAGACAACAUAGUGUCUGAAUAGGGCUAUUAUCUGCAUUAAAUGAUGUAACUUUAUUCCAGACUCAAAAUGUUUAAUUUUUGUAACAUUACUCACCGCCCCAGUUAUGAUGGAUGUGGUCAGUGGCAGUAACCAAUUAUCAAAUGUUUGUAUAGCUAUCUUAAUGUAUGUAAUAUGCCAGGAACAUUAUAGACUGAUUUCCCCCUGUGCCUUUUGUUUAAAAUGACAGAAAUUGAUGCUAUAAACAUGACAACUUAACCCUUCUUAAUGUGUUGCAUUUCUUAAAUGGAAGCUUUAUUGCUUUAAAAAAAUUGAUGUUAAGCUCAUAUUCCAAUGCCUGUAAUAUGCUUUAUAAAGAUUUGUACACUUUAAA